This is a messenger RNA of Zea mays, 2000 nucleotides long. RefSeq names its product AAA-ATPase At2g46620. Gene Ontology annotation, molecular function: ATP binding; ATP hydrolysis activity. The coding region runs from base 285 to 1799 and encodes 504 amino acids. The transcript has a single exon. NCBI's taxonomy places the organism in Eukaryota, Viridiplantae, Streptophyta, Magnoliopsida, Poales, Poaceae. The record is from RefSeq and is a predicted model, not a curated record.
CCGCUGCCCCUGCGCAACCCGUCCGCUGCUCCGCCUUCUUUCCUUCUUUGACCCCACGCCACGCCGCACCCGAUCCCCGCCCGCACGACUUCCCCUUUCGUCUCGGACUCUCGGGUCCGCCCGGGCGCCCUAAUAAAACCCAACCCCCCUCGUCCAACAUUCCGAUCUCGUCUCCUCUGCUCGCCGAAACAAAACGAGCCAACGAGACCGGAUCAAAAGAAGGAGACAGCAACAGCCAACGGCCUGUUCCGCUACGGAGUAGGGUAGGCCGGGGGGCGCCCGCGAUGGGGCCGGACGGCGGAGGGGUGAUCGGGGCCGUGGUCUACGGGGCGCUGGCGGUGCUGGCGGUGCGGCUGGUGCUGUCGUACAAGUCGGCGGCGCACGCGCUGCGGCGGGCGUGGCGGUGGGCGGACGAGCGGGCGCAGGCGUACCAGCACUACGAGGUGCCGCGCCUCGCCGCGGACGGCGCGGAGAACCCGCUGUUCCGGAAGGCGGCGGCGUACGUGGCGUCGCUGCCGUCGCUCGAGGACGCGGACGCCGCCUGCGUGCUCUCGUCGGCGGCCAAGAGCAACGGCUUCGCGCUGCGCCUGGGGCCGGGCCACGCCGCGCGGGACGCGUUCCUCGGCGCCCGCCUCGCGUGGACCAGCGCCGGCGCCGACCGCCUCGUGCUGCGCGUGCGCCGCCACGACCGCACCCGCGUGCUGCGCCCCUACCUGCAGCACCUCGAGUCCGUCGCCGACGAGAUGGAGGCGCGCCGCCGCGAGCUGCGGCUCUACGCCAGCGCCAGCGGAGCCGGUUCCUCGCCGGCGCCGCGGUGGACGUCCGCGCCCUUCACCCACCCGGCCACGCUCGACACGGUGGCCAUGGACCCCGAGCUCAAGGCGCGCGUCCGCGCCGACCUGGAGAGCUUCCUCAAGGGCCGCGGCUACUACCACCGCCUCGGCCGCGUCUGGCGCAGGAGCUACCUGCUCUACGGCGCUCCCGGCACGGGCAAGUCCACGUUCGCCGCAGCGAUGGCGAGGUUCCUGGGAUACGACGUCUACGACGUGGACCUGUCCCGCGCCGGCGUCGGCGACGACCUCCGCGCCCUGCUUCUGGACACCACCCCGCGGUCGCUCAUCCUCGUGGAGGACCUCGACCGCUACCUUCGCGGCGGCGGGGACGGCGAGACGGCGGCGGCGAGGACGGCGCGCGUGCUCGGCUUCAUGGACGGGGUCUCCUCGUGCUGCGGCGAGGAGCGCGUGAUGGUGUUCACCAUGAGCGGAGGCAAGGACGGCGUGGACCCGGCGGUGCUGCGGCCGGGGCGGCUCGACGUGCACAUCCACUUCACCAUGUGCGACUUCGAGGCCUUCAAGGCGCUGGCGAGCAGCUACCUGGGGCUCAAGGACCACAAGCUGUACCCGCAGGUGGAGGAGGGGUUCCAGGCCGGCGCCCGCCUCAGCCCCGCCGAGCUCGGCGAGAUCAUGCUCGCCAACCGCGGGUCCCCGAGCCGCGCGCUCCGCACCGUCAUCAGCGCGCUGCAGCACGUGGCGCCGUCAGCGCCGCCAGCUGCGCAGCCGCAGCGGACCCUCGCCGCGGCACGGCCGCCGAGACUGACGUCGAGAUGGUCGGGGCACUUCGACGAGGCCAGCGGGAGCGCGGGUGGUUUCGCCAAGGACGCACCGAUCAGGGAGAUCAAGAAGCUGUACGGUCUGAUCAAGUACCGGAGCCGCAAGGACGCCGGCGUCGUGCCGGUGGACGACAGCGCGGCGUCGCAGAACGGGCGGGGCAGCGACGUUAGCUACGAGAAGGACCGGUGAUAGUUUAUCUGGGCUUUGCUCUCUCUCCUCUUUUUUUCUUCUUCUUCCUGUUUUCACUUUUGAUACUGAUUUCUAAGUACAAAUUCUUGUUUAUUCGAAACGUCGGGGCUGUACAUUGUGAGUAAUCUUUGUAGUGGUGGGUAGGGUGCUUCUUGGUACUACAGAAACCGUGUUCAUACACCAUAUGAGACGCAUCCAUUA